Messenger RNA from Colletotrichum higginsianum IMI 349063, 3096 nucleotides. RefSeq names its product SNF2 family domain-containing protein. The coding region runs from base 1 to 3096 and encodes 1031 amino acids. The transcript has 9 exons. Lineage: Eukaryota; Fungi; Ascomycota; Sordariomycetes; Glomerellales; Glomerellaceae. Gene Ontology annotation, molecular function: ATP-dependent chromatin remodeler activity; ATP binding. The record is from RefSeq and is a predicted model, not a curated record.
AUGUCGUCACUAAAGAGACUCCUCAACGAGGAGGAUGACGAGCUCCACUACCCCGACCUGUCUUCCAUGUCCCCUUACGGCUCCGUCCCGCCCUCGUACCAGGGCGACCAGGAGUACACCGGCUUCCACCCGCGCCAGACCCUGUUCCAGAGCCCCGACGCGUCCCAGGAGACGCCCGUGCUGGAGGACCUGGACUCCAUGGACGACGUCUUCAGCAACAUCCUGUUCCACUACACCGCCGGCCCCCAGCUGGGCGCCAUCGACUUCGGAGACGAGGCCGAGGCGCCGCCCUUUGACUUUGAAAACGCCCUCGAGACAUGGGGCAGGAACACCGCCGCCGUGUCCCCCGAGGCCUCCUCGUACACGUAUAGCACCCCCCAGCCGUCCCCCGGAGCGUCAUCGCAAGACUCCCUGCGCGUGACGCACUCGCCCUCGCUCAUACCCGAGUCCAGUGUCACCGGUUCCGACUACUACUUGUCUCCACGAGAUGAUGAGACGGACAAGGUCUGCUACGGCAUGCUCUACAAUGUAGACGUCAAGUUGAUAGGCGACAUGGGCGUUAUCGACACCAAGAUCCGCAACACCCACCACAAGGAAUCGAUACGCGCCCCCGGCCGGCCCGUCUACCAGCGCUUCACUCUCAGCGAGCAACAGGAACACGUCCUUCUCGCCUUUCGGGGGUCCGACGGCGGCGGCGGCAGCAGCAGCAGCAAUGACGACGGCGACGAGGCCACCGACUUCGGUUACCUCCGCUCCGGGACCGGCAAGACCCUCGGCGAGCUCCUGCGCGGCGGCGGCGUCGGCGACGACGGCCUCGAGUUCGAGCCCAUUGCCCAGACGACUGCCCUGCGCGAUACCAUCGGCCGCGCCAAGAAGCCCGUCGAGGCCAUGGUCAAGGUCGACAUCAACGUCUACGGCCCACGCGCCGCGGCGGCCAAGGUCGGCGGCAAGCUGUCGGACGGGAAGCUGUGGCUGCAGAAGCCGGACCACGCGCGCGCCGGCUUCCCCUACGAGAACCCGCAUGUGCUUGCCGUCCGCAAGUCCGAGCACGCGUCCGGGGAUGCGACGAUGACGACGGUGAGGCAGGUCCGCGGCGACGACGGGGACCCGUCAUCGCCGUCGGGACGCCAGCCGCGCGAGGAGAGGCUUCGGCUCAUGAUGAUGGAGGUGUACGACUCGAUACAGAAGAAGCGGCACCUCCGCCGCGAGGACGGCGUCCAGGGGCUCAAGCACGAGCUGCAAGAGUUCCGCCACAAAAUCACCAACAUCAAGCAGAAAAGCCAGCCGGACGAGCGAGGCGGCGGCAUCCUGGCCGACGAGAUGGGCAUGGGCAAGUCCCUGUCCAUCCUCUCGCUGGUCGUGACGACGUUGCAGAAUGGCCAGCAGUGGGCUCAACAGGAGGAGCAGAGCAAACAAAAGAACCAGGAGCUGUGCUACUCCGGCUCGACCCUGGUGGUUGUAUCGUCUGCUCUCCUUAUCUACGAGUGGAAGAACGAGAUUGCCAAACACGUACAGGGGAAUCUGAACCAGAUCCAAUAUCACGGCCCGAAACGCGAAAAGGACAUUGACAAGAUUAAGAACUCCAACAUCGUCGUGACCACCUACAACACCCUGGCGGCGGAGUACGAGAAGAAGUCGUCCAUCCUGCACAAAAUUGGAUGGUACCGAGUUGUUCUCGACGAAGCCCAUGUCAUCCGCCGCCCGGCCACGACCUUUUUCCACGCCUGCCGAUCCCUCCACGCAAACUCGCGCUGGUGCCUCACGGGGACGCCGAUCCAGAACAAGCUGGCCGACAUCGGCGCCCUCUUCGCCUUCAUCCGCGCCAAGCCCUUUGACGAGCCCGCCAUGUUCCGCCGGUACAUCGAGGUGCCCUUUGAGCAGAACGGCGACGCCAGGAAGAUCAAGGAGCGCCUCAUCCUGCUCCUCGACUCGCUGUGCCUGCGGCGCACCAAGGAGCUCCUCGCGCUGCCCGGGCUCGAGGAGCGCGUCAAGGAGCUCGCCUUCACGCCGGCCGAGCGCGAGCAGUACGACAAGACGAAGCGGAUCCUCAUGCGCACUAUCAAGCAGAAGGUCGGCGAGGUCGAGAAGAGCUCCAAGUUCGGCCUGUUCCAGGCGAACCUGCAGAUGCGCAUCCUGUGCAACCACGGCACGUACCAGAAGCCCUUCUCGUGGUCGCGCCGCAGCCACCGGCUGAGCCGUCUCGAGGAGCGCGAGGCCGCCGUCUCGGCCCUGGGCCGCAACGCCGAGAUCACCUGCGACGGCUGCCACCAGCCCAUGCCCAUCCUCGGCUCGAGCCGGCUGCGCAACGAGGCCGAGGAGCAGUGCGCCCACGUCCUCUGCUCCGAGUGCCUGGAGGAGUCGGACAUGUCGGCGCCGGGGGAUCCGACGAGGAGGCGGCACUGUCCCGUGUGCGAGAACUGGAUGAGGACGGCGGCCAGGUCGCAGCAGGCGGCGGCGUCGGCUGCUCCGGCGGCGGCGUCCCCGUUGAUCCGAGUCGACGGCCCCGGCGGCGUGUCUGGCGACGUGGAAAUGGUUGACGCGCCGGCGGCCAAGACGUCGGCGGAUAAAGACGACGAGCUGUACUUCAACCACAUCGGGUAUUCGACCAAGAUGGAAGCCUUGAUCAGGGAUGUCAAGGAGGAUGUCUGGACCACCAAGAGUAUCGUCUUCUCGUGCUGGACGAGGACGCUGCACCUGGUCGGCAUGCAUCUUCAGAGGGCCGGCGUCCGGUUCGACAUGAUUGACGGCAACUGUCCGUUGUCGGAGAGGCAGAAGAUCCUCGAGAAGUUCGCCAAGGAGGACGGCGUGCGGGUGCUCAUCAUGACAACCGGCACCGGGGCCUUUGGCCUCAACCUCACCUGCGCCAACCGCGUCUUCAUUGUCGAGCUGCAAUGGAACCCCAGCGUCGAGAACCAGGCCAUCGCCCGCGCCAUCCGGUUCGGCCAGGACCAGAAGGUCCUCGUCACGAGAUAUGUCAUCAAGGGGACUGUGGAAGAGGAGAUGAGAUCACAGCAGAACGUGAAGAAGAGCCUCGCGGCGAUCGGGUUCGACGAACAGGUCUGCGAUGCAGACGAGAUGGACCAGUCGCACGCGUAG